Cinara cedri is the source of this 3412-nucleotide messenger RNA. The record is from the annotation of a GenBank genome assembly. Lineage: Eukaryota; Metazoa; Arthropoda; Insecta; Hemiptera; Aphididae.
AGGUCAUAUUCAGUAAUCAGACGGUCUAUUUUGAUAAGAAUUUUAUUUUUCAUAUUAAACGUCAAGAAUUUAUGUUGAAUAUGGUGUAAAAAUUUUCAAGUAGUACAUUGAGUUAAUUUAAUUAUAACCAAUAAAAUGACUAUUUGGAGCUCAUUGAAGCUCGGAUCAACGAUCACCAAAUGUUUAAAUCAAAAGAAAAUUGAUGUGCUCAAAACAUCAGGUAAUUUGUGACCCUAGUUAUUUAGUCAUCUUUGAUUAUAAAAUCUCUUUUUUAUUGACUACUCGUUAAUUUUAUGCUGACAUAAAAUGUAAUGUUCAUCUACCAAUAUUAUUUGUUUAUAAAUCCAAUCAAUAUUAUUUUGUACAGUGGAUUCCGUUUAAUGUGGGUACGUUGGGACCAGUUACAUUUGCCCACAUUAAGCGAUUUCCCAUUUUAACCAAAAUAAGUAUCAUCAUACAUUAAAAUCAGGACUAGAUCAUUAUAUCGAUAUGAGGUGGUUGCUUACAUUGAACAAUAUUAAAUUGAAAUCCACCGUAUUAUGAUUGUUUUAAUAUAGCUGGGACUCAUACAGUUAAGUUUAUUAUUGACCAAAAUAAAGAUAAUUUUCAAUACAUAGUGUAAAAAUUGAUUUAUUUAGUUAAAAUGAUAUUUUUUCUAUGUUUAUUAUCAUCUACUUAACUUAUAUGAUAAUAAUUUUUAACAUUUUUUUUUUUUUUUAAGGCCUUUGAGACCAUCUUGCCAUAGAACAAAUCCUUCCCCAUUCUUCUCUAUUCUCUGCUACCUCCUUCCAAUCCAUGUGAUUAUAUUCCACUCCACCAGCACUUAGGAAAUCUUUUUUAAUUCCAUCUUCCCAGCGUAGCCUUGGUCUACCCAGUGGUCUUUUUUUCCUUGGGUUUUCUUGGAGUACCCUUUGAACCAUUGAAUCUUGCUUCCUAACUGCGUGGCCUGCCCAUUCCAGCUUACUCCGCUUGAUCUCGUUUAUAAUAUUUGGUCUAUUGAAAAGCUUCGUCAGUUCUUGAUUAUGCCUUUUUUUCCAUCCUUGAAAAUCUUGGUCAUAUAUAGGUCCAUAUAUUUUACGAAGUACCUUCCUCUCAAAAACCGCUAAUUUAUCCUCCUCAGUCUUUCGUAACGUCCAGCAUUGUGAACCAUACAUGACUAUUGGUCAUAUGAUUGUCAAGUACAGCUGAGUCUUAACCUCUUUUGACAGGACUUUCGAGCUUAGUAGUUUACCAACUGCAUAGAAGCAUUUAUUUCCCAUUUUUAUUCUUUGUUGAAUUUCGAUUUGACAUUCAUUUUUCUGUGUUAGAAUCCUGCCCAGGUAUUUGAACUCUUCCACUUUUUUGAACUUGUACUGACCAACUGUUAUGGUUUCGAUUACCUGAAGGUUAUCUAGUUCCUUACUAACUUUCAUGUACUGUGUUUUAUCUAUGUUGAGAUGUAGCCCUACCUUCUUUGCCGAUUCUAUUAACCUAUUUUUAACAUUAGAACAAUAUUUAAUUUAAUCACUUUAAUAUAUUUUUUUAGCUCUUGUUCCGGCUCGUAACAUGGGUGGCCAUCAUUUAAUGCCCAUUAAAGAAACUCGCUGGCAAUGGACAAAGUUCAAGGAUUUAAUUCAUUUUUACGUCUUAGUUGGUGUUAUUCCAUUAACAUUGCUCAUUACUUAUGUUAAUGUUUUCAUUGGUCCAGCAAAAUUAGCUCCAAUUCCUGAAGGCUACAGACCAAAGCACUGGGAGUAUUAUCGGGUGAAUUUAUUAAUAAUAAUUAAAUAAUUAUCUUGAUCAUUAAAUAUUAAUAUUGUAUUUAUUAUAUAUAAAUUUAUAUACUGUUGUAUUAGCAUCCUAUUACCCGAUGGAUGGCUCGUUAUAUUUAUCCCAGCCCACAACAGCAGUAUGAAAAAUAUUUACAUGCAUUAUUUGAAGAAGAUGAAAAAUUCAAAAUUAGGUAAAAUAAAUAAUUAAUUUGUAUGUAAAUUAUUAACAAAGCACCAGAAUACAUAAAAUAAAAAGGUUUAAAUAAUUAACAUAUCACUCAAUUACUAAUUAAUAGUAAAUACUAACCUAAUCUGAGUAGGUAUAAUUUAAUUAUUUUAUUCUGCCACUAAACAAUUAUGUGUGAUUUUUUAUCUAUAAUUGUAUUGUAAUCUAUCUUUCCAUUUUUCAGGAUGGUAGCUAGAAAAGUUGAAGAUAUGAUGAAAGAAAACUCAGACUACAAAUCAUUUUAUUAUAGACCUAUUUCUGCUAACAUUUACAAAGUUAGUAAAGAAAAAAUAGAAAAUACAGAAACGGACGGUUUCAACUAAUUACAUACAUUUGAAUGAUUUUUAUUUAGAAAUUGUUAAUUUUGAUAGUAUAAGUAUUAUAACAAAAAUUUAAAAAAUACUAAUAUAAAUAGUUUUAAAAAAAAAAACAGAUCAUUUUUGUACUUUACAUUGUUAAUCUAGAAAGCAAUAAAUUAACUGUCUAGCCAGUUUAGGCCCAACCAACUUUGCAUAUUCUGUAAUCAGUUCAUCUUGGUUUUUCUUAUUCAACCUUUUAUAUAUUGUAUAACUCAUUAAUGUACCAGAAUACAAUACUGGAAUCUAAAAUCAAAAAAAUUAUAUAAAAAUAACUUAAUAUAAAGUUCAUGUACCAUUGGUGUAAAUAUGAGAGUAGUUAUGUUCAUUGGAUUAUCUCUUUUAAAAUUAAUUUAAUUUGUACAUGAAUUUCUCAUUUUGGCUAUUUUAUUUUUACAUAACCAAUAGUUAAUGGUAUAAUUGUGUUAAUAGUGUAUUUAAGUUUUAUAAUUAUAAAUUAUUUACAUUCUCUAUGAUACUCUGAGUAUUAUUGUCAUCACAGAUAUUUUCUGAUUCAUUAAAUAUUGAAUACUUUUCGUUAUCAAGUUUUUGGAUGCAUUUAUCAAUUGCAUGCCAUGUGUAUCGAAGUGGGCACAAUAGAUAUGAUGGUUCAAAUUUUGCCUUGUAACGCAUUUUUGGACAUGUAUGUAUAUAAAAGCCCAUAUAGUAGUAUUUUAAUUCAGGUGACAUCUUAUACAAUUGUCUAACCAAACAUAUUUCCCUGCAGUAUAAUCAAUGUUAAAUAAUUUAGUUGUUGAAAUAUGUGAUAACAUAUAAGACAAGUGUAUACUCUACCUUAAAGUGCUGUAAGUUCCCAACACUAAAUUAUGAUAAUCAGGGUCAUAAAAUAAAUAAACAGAUGAUAUACAUUUAGGUAAAAUAUCUAUGACACCAACUGCUACUAACUUAUCACCAAGCCAGUAUUGUUGAUGGAAUGAACCAUACCCCGGAUGAUCAGGAUGAUCUGCUUCUUCAAACUGGAAAAAAUAAUUUUAAACAUUUGUUUGCAAUAAUAUAAGAUUUUAAAUUGGAACUAGAAACAUUCAUAAACUUGGUGGAUCGAUCAGACCGACAAAAUU